This is a messenger RNA of Spirometra erinaceieuropaei, 2333 nucleotides long. Lineage: Eukaryota; Metazoa; Platyhelminthes; Cestoda; Diphyllobothriidea; Diphyllobothriidae. The record is from the annotation of a GenBank genome assembly.
AUGAUUUUCCACAGCCCUUCACGAUCCACCGCGUCGAAGGCUUUCGUCAGAUCCACGAAGGGUAGAGUACUGGUGGGUCCGCAUUUCCUGGCACUUCUCCUGAAGUUGGCCUCCGGCGCAGGUCAUGUCCGUGGUCCCACGAUGAUGGUUGAAGCCGCACUGGCUUUCUGGUAGAAGACCCCGUUCUAGAUGGUGAUUUAAGCGGUUGAGGAGGAUGCUAGCGAAGACUUUCCCAAUAAUGUUCAGCAAGGAAAUGCCUUGAUGGGUGUCACAGAACUGACGGUUGCCUUUCGGCUUAUAGAGAUGCACGAUUGUAGCGUCCUUGAAAUCACGCGGGACUUCUCCUUGCGCAAAAUAUCCUGAAAUAGUGCCGUCAGAUGAUCCAUGAGUUGGGUAGCACCGUGCUUGUAGACCUCGACAGCGAUCGCGUCCGAUCUGGGUGCUUUCCAUUUGGGCAGCUGCUGCACGGCCCCGAUGGUUUUGUGCAGAGAGGGAGAGAGGUAGAAGUCAGCGUUGGUUCCCACUUGAGGCAAACGGGCGAUGGCAGGGUCAGAGAUGGUGGAGGGGAGGUUGAGGACGGAUCUGAAUUGUUCGGCUCACCGCUAUAGAAUUUGUGUCUCCUCGGUGAGUAGGGUACUGCCGUCGGCGUUGAAAAACGGAGCAACUGCUUUGGUUGGCGGACCGUAGACAGUCUUGAUCGCGGAGAAGAAAUUCUUCCAUUCCACACACGCACACACACGAAAGUUCGACCGUCGUGUUAGACGGUAUUUACCGUGUGCCCCACAGCAGAUGGUUGGGGCAGAUACAGUGACUUGCGCGGGGUUUAUGGUGCCGGUGGACGUGCGCUGCAUCUACCACUCUCCUUCCUCCUCCCCCGCCCGAGCCCGGUGUCAAGACAGAGUCAAGAAGACCAGGAGACGAGGGAGGCCGCCGGUGGAUGGCUUGGACGGAUCCUCACCUUGGGGCUCUACUCCGCACCCCCUCGUCCUCUUAACAAAUGGCCAGGACUUUUACCAACACCAAUAAAUAGAGUGGAGGCCGGAACGGCCGAAGCCGCACCUAGGCAUGCCGCCAUCGCCCGGCACGGAUUCUACACAAUGGGAGUGCCAUAAAGGCCACAUUAAAAAUUAGCCACUGCAGCCUGACUCUCAGACCUCCAUUCGAGGUCCAAGUUAUUCCGUCAGUUGUCAACCUUCCAAGCCAUGGCCCUUAGCGCACUGUGAUAUCUUCAAGCGCGUCAGAUUGUUUAUAGUGAGGAAAGUGCGCUGAGUCGUCGACCUCACUCUCCCUUCCCAUUCUCACACCCCAGCCACUGUCCGAGCCGGUCAGCUGACUGGAGCGGGGAAUGGGCGCGGUGGCUGGCAUGAUCGAGUGACCAUGUCUGCGUACGCCACGUGCACGACCUGGCCCCCAGACACACAUACACCAGGAUUUCGCUCAGUGGGGGUUGAACGGUGGAUCUCUUACUUGCGUGAGAAGGCCUUGGAGGGUGCUGUUUCAGCCCGUCUCCCAGCCCACCAGCCCACCAGUCCGCCACUCCACACAACACACAUAAGUGAACGGACUGCAUGAACCGAGUUGCGACGUCAAUUAGCAGCCAUCCUAUCCACGACGCUUGACGCAUCGACAUAGUCUCAGGCUCGAGUCACGCGUGCAGCAGAGGCCGCACGGAGACCGACUCGAGAUGCAGACUUCCUCUUGCGUCGGAGGUGGCAGUUGGGUGCUUGCGGUCACUGAGUGUUGAUGUGUGGUGGUGAGGGAGGGAGGGUGUGAUGGUGUGGUGCAGCCGGCGGUUGUCUACCGCAGGCGUUCGUGGAUGUGCAUGUGGCCGAAUAGACCAAUGCGAUGCCUGAAAGUGCGAGGGCAGUGUGGAAAGUGGAGGCGAGUGCGGUUGGUGUAUGUUGGUGCUCUAUGUACUGGUUCUUCAGCCUCUUUGCGAUGGAUUCGCAAGCGACGGAUUAGACCGAUGCGUGAGGUGAAUGUGCGUGGACAGUGAGGGCAUGAGAAGUCGGUGGUAUCGGGGUCGGUUAUGGAGGUGGUGAUGGUGGUGGGCGCACAGGGCCACAGGAUGAGGGUGGGGCUGGGCGUGGUGGGUGUGUUGGGACUGCGAUCAGUUCCGCUCUCAUGGAUGCGCAUGUGACCGAACAAGUGAUGUUGACGUCUGAGGAUUGCAUGCAGUGUUGAGGUGCGUGGCAGGCGCCACGACGGUAGGCGAUGUAGAGGCGGAGAAGGAGGAUGAAGAGGAGGAGGAGGAGGAGGAGAAGGAGGAGGAGGAGGAGGAGGAAGUUGAGGAGGAGGAGGAGGAGGAGGAUGGAAGUGGUGGUCAGAGUUAA